This is a messenger RNA of Bombyx mandarina (wild silkworm), 2100 nucleotides long. Its product is annotated as ATP-binding cassette sub-family G member 5. Lineage: Eukaryota; Metazoa; Arthropoda; Insecta; Lepidoptera; Bombycidae. Gene Ontology annotation, cellular component: ATP-binding cassette (ABC) transporter complex; plasma membrane. Gene Ontology annotation, molecular function: ATP binding; ATPase-coupled transmembrane transporter activity; ATP hydrolysis activity. Gene Ontology annotation, biological process: transmembrane transport. The record is from RefSeq and is a predicted model, not a curated record.
UAUUUAGUAACGUGAAAGUCGUGUCGCAUCGUUAUGUUUUAAUCAUUGUUUUUGCCACGAAUUCUUGUUUUAUUUAUUAAAAAUUUCUGUUUUAAAUUUUUUGUAUGAAAAAUGAUCGGUGGCGAUUAUACUUUGGAGCUGUGCAACGUUUUCCAUUCGGGACAGGUGGAACCAGGCAGCUUCUUCCAACGUCUCACUGGAGGAGUGAAGACAGGAGUGAUCCUUAAAGAUGUGUCCUUCACGACACACAGCGGCGAAGUCACGGCCAUACUGGGAUCUAAAGGUAGCGGUAAACGCGCCCUCCUAGACGUGAUAGCUCGUCGCGUGCCAUCAAAAGGCCACGUGCUACUCGAAGGCGUACCCUUAGAAGAGGAACAGUUCAACAUCAACUGCGCUUUGGUUCGACACUCGACAAGACUGCUGCCAGGACUGAGCGUUCAGCAGACAUUGGCCUUAUCACUUACUAAGAUUUCAGGGUAUUUGAAGUCAUCGAAAGUGAAACAAGUGAUGGCUGACAUGGCUCUCUCGCAGGUUGCGAACAAAUGCGUCACGAAUUUAACCAAAAGCGAAUACAGAAGAUUAGUCAUUGGAGUGCAAUUGAUUCGUGAUCCAAUUAUUUUGUUACUGGACGAGCCGACAUGGGAUUUGGAUCCUCUCAACACUUAUCUUGUUAUAUCGAUAUUAUCGAAUGCCGCUAAAAAAUACGGGACCGCUAUCAUACUCACAAUGGAAAAGCCUAGAUCAGAUGUAUUCCCAUUCCUGGACCGGGUGGUGUAUCUGUGCCUCGGGGAUGUAGUAUACGCGGGACCAACGAGGAACUUGCUUGACUACUUCGGCAGCAUCGGGUUCCCGUGUCCACAGUUAGAAAACCCGCUCAUGUACUACCUGUGCCUCUCCACCGUCGAUAGGAGAUCACGGGAGCGCUUCAUUGAAUCAAACCACCAGAUCGCGGCGCUGGUCGAGAAAUUUAAGAUCGAAGGUCAAGCCAUCAUGCAGGGCAAUCUUCAUGAAAACAAUCGUAUCGUAAACCCUAAUAAAGUACAAAUGAACUAUGGGAAGCCUGGCGGAUUUAAGACAGUGUGGAUGUUGUACUUACGGACUCUAGCUACAAUAUUCAAUCUUAACAAACACGGAUUCAAGCAAAUGUUUAUGAGACUUCUUUGUUUACCGAUAUAUUUUUUCAUACUUUGGAUUUUCUACAAUGAGGCAAAGGAUUAUCAACGGGCUUUCAUUACUAAAAGCGGUUUGAUCUUCAACGCAAUGGUCGGAACUUAUUUUGUCAGCAUCAUGAACACUAUUUGUCUUUACGGUCCUUAUAGAACUCGGUACUACGAAGAGUCCCAGGAGGGACAUUACAGCGGCGCCAGUUUACUCCUGUCUUGGAAUAUAGUUUCGUUGCCAUUUUCAUGUAUCACUUCGUUCGCUUCGGCUGCAAUUAUUUACCCGAUCUUGGCCGACAUUUCUGAAUCGUUGGACUACAUUCACUUCUCGUUGGUGCUGUGGUCGUCGUAUAUUUACGCGGAACAACAAACGAUCGCGAUAAUGGUAUUCGUUAAGAACGGACUGAACGCCGCCAUUGUCAACUUGUACAUCACUUGCAUUUACGUCAUGCUCGCCAGUGGAGUGUUAAGAUCCUACAAAGGCUUCGAAGACUGGCUCCACUACUUAACUUACAUAACGCACACACGCUACGCCUCGAUCUUCCUCCACCGGACCGUCUUCAAGCAACCGACCUUCAACAUUCUGCCCUACAGCGACCACGAGAAUUGCACGGGCAUCACCAGCCUCAUUCAGACCUCGUCGAGUUUAAACACGAAUUCAAACGCUAACUGCAGAUACGCCAGCGGGAAGGCAUUCUUGACUGAACGAUUCACGUCGAAAAGUUUCACGGGGGACAUUAACUUAGCGGGAGACUUCAAUUUAAAUUUCAAUCUCGGCGUGUCGUUUGCAUUCUCCGUCGGUAUUAUGAUUUUCAACAAAUUCCUGUAUCUGAUGCCUCUACCUAGCUAUAUAACCGAUAAAUUCAGAGAAUAAAACAUUUUUUUUUUUCAAAUGAUUGUAUAGAUUUUAAUUUUGUGUAAGAUACAAUAUACUAUUUAA